AUGGCCAGUCCUGCCCCGGGACACCGCCAGGCAUUGCCUUCUCCCCCACCAGCCUACCUCCGAUCAUCACCGUCAUUCACCCCGUCCGAAACACCACGGACUAUCCCGAACCGACCCCAGAAGUUGAACCUGAGCAAACCAGCCCACCAAGCAUCGCGAUCGGAAACCUCCCUUGUCAUUCAACACUCUCCGCGCUCGCCGGUCAAAAUCGCACAUAGCGCAGAUAUUCCCGAUGCCUCGAGCGUGCGCAUCGAAGGCGCAUACAGUGGGCCCACCACGCCGCAAUUGGACCUCCCUGAGUUCACAGACCUGUCACUUGACGACCCCGUACAGCCGCCUCAGCACACCUGGAAUCCUGCCCAUCCCCAGCGGCGAGACUCAUCACAGGCCCACUACACACAUUCGAAUUCGUACGGUCAUACCCCAGCGAGCAGCGGCUCGUGGUCGGUGAUAGAUCCGAAGGAUGACGGACACGGAAAUAAAAAGAGCCGCCCCUCGUUAGAGCGCGCGGGUCAAAGCCAUAACGGCUCCUCGCGGGAAAGCUUGGAUAGCGUGCCGCUAGUGGAGGACAACUAUGAACCUCUGGCCUACCAUCACCAGCAACCGGCCGCGGCAGUUACCAGGAAACCUGCACCCAAUGGAGAUAACCCGUCUGCCUCGACGGAUAAGCUGGCCGUGAGGCGAACAAGGCUGUCGCGGCCCGUUUCGGCAUACUCCUCAACCUCCGAUGGGCGUCACCGACGUAACCUCUCCGCAUCCCCGUAUCUAAAUGCGCGCUCCUCGUCAGGAACCCCGGAAACCAGGUCUCUAUCAUUCCUCAAUUUGCUCAACACAUCAUACCCGCAGCCAGGCCCAACCACGCAAUUCGACAACUCGCGUCUCCAAGCCUCAGUCGGAAACAACGCCUCCCUCCUUAGCCACAAAGAGACAUUCGAGAUGUACCUGGCGAAUGUCAAGAAAACCGACGAGCCAACAGUGCUGUACGAAUUCGCCGUGUUCAUGGUGAACUCGAUGCGCGAGAUGCCGCCCGUGGACGUCGAAGACUCCAGCCCGAUAACGCGCGCCCGUCUACUCCGAGAAUCAAAAUCCAUCCUCCAGCGCCUCGCAGACCGCAGCUUCCCCUUCGCACAGUACUAUCUCGGCGACGGAUACGCGUCGGGCCUCUUCAGCAAAGGCGUCGAGGACUACGACCGGGCCUUCCCGCUCUUCCUCGCAGCUAGCAAACACGGCCACGUCGAAGCCUGCUACCGCACAGCGUUAAGCUACGAGUUCGGCUGGGGGUGUCGCGUCGACGGCAGCCGCGCAGUACAGUUCUACCGCCAGGCAGCGUCGAAAAACCACCCGGGUGCCAUGAUCCGCAUGGCCAACGCCUGUAUUGCUGGCGAUAUGGGGCUAGGCAAGCGGUACCGCGAGGGCGUGAAAUGGAUGAAACGCGCGACCGAGUCUGCAGAUGCACAGUAUAACUCUGGCCCGUACGAGCUCGGUGUGAUGCACGAAAGAGGCUUCGGAGAUGAUGUCUUCCCUGAUGCCACUUAUGCAGCGCAACUAUUCACUAAAUCUGCCGAGCUGGGCCACGUCGAAGCUUGCUAUCGGCUUGGGGAUGCGUAUGAGCACGGAAAAUUAAAUUGUCCACGCGACCCGGCGCUCAGUAUCCAUUUCUACACCAAUGCUGCGCAGAACGGACAUCCGCUGGCUAUGAUGGCGCUUUGUGCGUGGUAUCUCGUUGGCGCGGAGCCUGUGCUCGAGAAGGAUGACAACGAGGCGUAUGAGUGGGCUCUCCGCGCUGCGAAUCUCGGCCUCGCGAAGGCUGAGUAUGCUGUCGGCUACUUUACCGAAAUGGGCAUUGGCUGCCGGCGUGAUCCUCUCCAGUCGAAUGUGUGGUAUGUCAAAGCCGCAGAUCAGGGCGAUGAGCGGGCCAAGCAUCGGAUUGCUACAAUUCGGGCUGCGGCCGAGGGCAAACAUCCAGCUGCUGCGCGCAAUGCAGCGACGCGCAGCACAGCCCGGCUUAAGAAAGCCGAGCGCAAGGCUCAGGCCACAAGUCAUGUCCAGGAAACUGAAGAUGAAAUCGACAAGCCUGCCAAACAGAAACGAUUCGUCAUUUUCUAA
This is a messenger RNA of Penicillium roqueforti, 2106 nucleotides long. It is a transcript of the gene chs3, whose product is annotated as putative chitin synthase activator (Chs3). Gene Ontology annotation, molecular function: protein binding. The record is from RefSeq and is a predicted model, not a curated record. The transcript has 2 exons. The coding region runs from base 1 to 2106 and encodes 701 amino acids. NCBI's taxonomy places the organism in Eukaryota, Fungi, Ascomycota, Eurotiomycetes, Eurotiales, Aspergillaceae.